GACUUUUCAAAAGUCUAUUAAACUUUUUCGUGAUCCACAUGUUUCUGCUUUACAUGUGAUUUAAUUCUAUACGGAAUGGUGCUAAUCGUGAAUAAUCCUACUAUUUCACCAAAAACUUCCACUGUUCUAUCAGUAAAAGAUCCCAUUUGUACUACUGGAGGAUGUGUAGGUUCUUCUGAAGAUAAGAUUGCCAUUCCGACAACCGAAAAAUUAUAUAUUUUGAAUUUUUCUUUUUCACUUCAUGACGACCAUUCUAAGAAGAUAGCAAUUGCUCAAGAAGUUGACUUUGUUUCUCGUGGUUCUUUAAGGAUUGAACUUGAUAAUGAUUGUGUGUUAAAAGGAUCUGAAGUCGACCAUGAAGUCAAAUCCUCCCUCAAAGAAAACGUAAACAGAUCUGUUCUCUUUCCUUAUGAACAAAUGAAUCGAGACAUCUUAAAUCUCAAGAAUGGAGCUCGGUUAGUUUCCUGGAGUCCAAGAGGAGUUGAUAAAUAUGAAAGGUGUAUAAUGAGUUUAACAACGAUGGAAAAUCGGUCAGUUUUGUGCACACUUAAAGGAACUGAAUCUUGGGAAGAAUCAGUCGAUCUAUCGUUAAUUUGGCAGCAAUACUAUGUUGAACAUGGUAGGAUCGCGCAAAGUCGAAAGGUGCUUGUUGAUAGUCGACCACAGUUUAUUUUCCAACCUACUGAAUGUAAUAAUAUUCCAUCAUUAAUAUGUAAAAAUAUCGUGGAUUAUUUCGAUGCAAUAGAAGAUGUUGUAGUUGUUUACACAAGUUGGUGUCAGAUAAUUCGACAACCUCAAAUAAAAUCCACUAAUUCAAUGAAUUUGAAAACUGCACCUUGCGUAAACAAUAACAGGUCCUAUUUUGUGAUACCAGUUGACCCAACUCAACUUGUCACUGAAUCAUUUUCAUUAUGCCCAGUGACAUUUUUGGCAGUCUUAAUGAAAUCCGGUGCAUUCUCUAUAUGGAUGGUUUCAGUACCAUUUUCUGGAGUGUCAUCAAUGUCAUUGUUGUGGGUAGAUUAUACAUACACUGUCGUGCGCAGCGAUUCGAUGGAUAAACACCCAAACUAUAUCAAACUUUAUGAUUUGGAUAGUCUCAAUCUCUUACUUGUUUUAGGUUUUACUGAUGGUUCAGUGAAAGGUUUAGUGUUUCCUAUUGAAUAUUCUCCAACUGGUAUUCUGGUAUUAACAGUACCUUAUUUAUUCAAUCUAUGGACAACUUCAUUGUAUCAUGUAACCAUUUUAGCAUCAGCCUGGUUAAUGUCUCGUCGUUUAUUAUGUAUUGGCUAUGGUCGUCAUUUGUUAUUAUUUCAUAUAGCUAAGGAAGAUUUAGAGAUUUGUUUCGAACAACAGAACCGGCACCAAGAACAACCAAGUAGCCUAUCAACACCAUGUCGUGGACGAGAUCCAUUGUAUUUGGUUAAAAGUCAAUUUGUUAGUCAACCAAAUCCUAUUCUAGGCUAUAUUACUGGUAUACAUUUGGACAAUGAACAGUUAUUACUGACUAGUGUGGAUGGUUACUUAAUGCGCACCAGUCUUGAUGAAGUGUCUGAAUGUAAGUUGAAUUGGCAAGUUAUUUGGUGUAGUUCUAAUUACGAUAAAUCUGAUGUAAUCCAUUGGGAAUUUCAUGGAUUAUCAGUUUCAACGAAUGGAGUUUAUAUAUGUUUUCUUGAAAAACCAUGCAAUUAUUUGGAUAAUAAUCGUGCACGACGCAGUGCUCUACUUUCACCUAGAGUCCAUUUUUUAUCGUUUUGGUCAAAUGAUAUUUUACAAGAAAUUAUAUUCAACCCUGAAUUACCUUUAAAUCGUAAAGUUGAUUGUUUACAAGAGUUGCUACAAAGAUGGCAUUCACCAAACGACAAAACUGAUAAUUUAUCUAGUAAUACAACAGAUUUACGACAGAUAUGUUUAGAGAAAAUUGAUUUUCAUCAGGCUUGUCUCAGUGAUUCUUCGUUUCCUCAUAGUUGGUUGGAUAAACCACUUACAACGCUUCAAAUUUACAGGUUUAUUCUGUGUAUGCUCAACAAAGACACUGAUGAAUCCAUCAAAUCUCGUGCACAACUUUGGCUGACUAAUUUAGAUAAUUUUAUCCAACAACGUCAUUUGGAACGAUGUUUUCGUUUAUUUCUUAAAUGUUCUGUACAAAGACAAGCACGUGAUUGUUUAUUAGUUUCACAAAUGGCCACAUUAACUUUAAAUAUUUUCCGAUCAAUGUCACAAACAUUAACUAAUACACCUAGCACUACGACAACGACCACCACCGCCGCCACCACCUCUACCACCAUUGAUGCUGUAUCUAGUUGUAUAUCUAAUAAAAAUGAAGAUGAUACAAUGAUUAUCAAUGGAACUUCAAAUAAAUAUAUAUGUUUUGUCAAAGAUUUACCUCAAUUAGCUAAAAAUGUUCACCGAUUAGCUGUACAACUCUAUGUGCAUCGUUUUAAAUUUCCAUAUGAAAAUAUCAUCAAUCAAUUACAGAAAUGUCCAAUAUGCUCAGAAAAUGUCAUUCCGGACCUAACUUAUUUGAAUUGCUCUCAAAAUCAUCCAUUUGAGCGUUGCAUGCAAUCUCUGGAACCUUGCAUUGAUCCUAUGUUUCGUCAUUGCAGUCAGUGUAAUCGUGUAGCUCUUAGCGUAUCUCCUCAAGGUAUGAUGUAGAAUUGUGUGAUUUUUGAGGAUUAUUAUCAUCACUCUUCAUGUUAUUUCAUAAGUUUCAAUGUAGUUAGAAUCUAUUUGAAUAAAUACUCAUAUCCUAAUUUUUACAUCACUAAAUAAUUGAUUGACAUAGUGAAUAGUAAACUGUUACGGCAUGAAAUCUAGUUUAAAUACUAACUGAUGUUUUGCUACAUCAAUGAUGUUCACAGUGAAAGUUGUAAUAAGCCUGUUUUUGUCAUCUGCAUUUCUGCAUAAGCGACAUCUCUUUUUCUUCGAUCAUUUAUGCAUUUUUUAGUUUUAUAUCAGUAUAAGAUUAUUCAUGUUAGUUAUUAACAAAUGCUGAGUAGAUUUGCAUUCAUAAUCGUUGUACCGUGAAUGAUCUUUAACUUACUGUUUGUAUCCUCGUAAAAUGAUUAUAUUAUUUUGGUUUAAAAUAUCAGGCGAUAUAUGAAAUGAGAUGGGCUUAGGGUACUACUCAAUUGCUGCAUUCUAAAACACCUCAUAGAACGAAUAUAUCUGGAUUAUCAUAAUAAACUUUGAGCCAUCUCAUUGUUUUCAUCUGACCAUUGAUUCUAACUACCUCAUAGGUCUCAAUAACAGAACGUACACUUUCGUACUCAAUGUGAACUUCUGGUAAAAUAUAAAAACUUUGAUUCUGAUCGGAAAUUCCAAGUAGACUACCAAUUCACAUACUAUAGUUCCCUUUCCGAUCAAUACAUUUCGAGUAAAGCCGUUUAUUGACAUCCUGCCGUAUACUGAUGGAAGGUUUUGAUUCAAAUUUAUCAGAUUUGUAUUUGACAAAUGUUCAUAAUUUAGCAGACAUGGAGUUCUUUUUGCCUAUAAUAAUCAAAGUGUUUAAUUAAACUGACUCAGUAUUAUUUUGUGUACUUGCAUAAAAAUGGAAAAUACACUCAUAAACACUUGGUUCUCUGGAACAUAUCUCGAAAUAAAUCGGUAUGAAGAAAAUAAAUACAAAGUCUCCGUCUUAUAGAACGACUAGUACUGUACACAUCCCUUCCAUCUGUAAUACUAAACUGAUAUUGAGUUUCACGGACAUGUGUAGUUUGCUAGUGUUUGUUUAUAAAUUUCUUUGAUAUUUUUUCUCGUAUAUGCUGGGACCGUUAUGUGAAUAACACUGAAAAUAGACGUCGAAUAAUAUGAUAAUCGUAAAUUAUUUAAUCAAUCCUUCAACGUCCAUCUUCUAAUAUCGUUUAGACAGUGUUACUGAUGCUCAGCCACCACCUACUUUGAUGUACAGUUGUAGCUGUGGUUCCAAUAGAUCGGGAGAAGGCUAUAUGCAACCGAAUCAAAACAUAUUAUCAAUCUGUGAAUUAUUUAAAUAUUCAACACAAGUGUUUCAGGAAUUGUAGACAAUGGGAUUAUUUCCCACGUAAUAAUCAUAAUCCAUUGUUAAUUCUUUCUUUGGUAUUCAAUACUGAAUUUUCAUCCGUCUUUCUUGGCAUAUGUACAUCAUGAGGGGAUUUCCUCUAUAUGACAAUUCGCCAUAAGUUUUAGUAUAUUUGAAUUUUGGCUAGAAGUGGCUAGCACUAAUAUGAGUAAACGUUGCACGUGUUGAUAAAGCGAUUAGUUAUCUGGACUAAUUAGCAUAAUGGAGAAUGCGUUUGCAUUUGUAGUGUUAGAUUUUGUUUUUCGGUCAUAGUGUGGAUAUUAAUACAAGGAUGGUGGUACAUCCAGUUGAUGAUCUUCGAAAUGGACGAAACGCGCGUUACUGAUCCCACUGCUGGUCUGUAAUCCAAAUAUAAUUAUCUAUAGAUCGCAUUGUUUCUAUUUUACCGUUGAAUCAUCGGUUUAGCUAUUGUUAUUUUUAUUCUUCAAACCAUUUGUCAUUAGAUCGUUUAUCCGCUUGGCGUUCAAUGAUACUUCAUCCAAUGUGUAUAUAUUGUGAUUUACCAUUGACAUGGAAAGAAUUUUAAUGCUUAUUUUAUCAUGAUUUUUAUUCCUUGCAUAUACCGACAAGAUCCUUAUGUUUUAUUUCAUCUAUAUAUAAAUGUCCAUUUCAAAUUCGAUUUUUAUUCUGUAUUAUCUAAUGUAAAUUGUAAUAAUGAUGUUAGUACUU
Schistosoma spindalis is the source of this 4726-nucleotide messenger RNA. The record is from the annotation of a GenBank genome assembly. Lineage: Eukaryota; Metazoa; Platyhelminthes; Trematoda; Strigeidida; Schistosomatidae.